AUGGAUAUUGGAGAAGCGGAAGAUGAAAUCCAGUUUCUGCGAACUCGGGAUGAACUGGUGUUGAGGUGUUGCUCAUCAGGCCCUCAUCAGAAGAAACUGUCUUUAGCUGCAGAAGGUUUCGGCGACCGGUUGUGUUACCUUGAGUCCACCUCCAACUCAAAGAACGUUCCAGCAGACCUUUCUGUGUGCGUGUUUGUUCUUGACCAGUGCCUGUCUGUCCGAGCGCUGCAGGAGAUGCUGGCCAACCAUGAAGACCAGUGUGCAGGGAGUGUUUUGUUUCAGUCCCGUGAGGCAGCUGGGCGUCGUACUCUACUCUAUGGCCAAGCAGUGCUGUUUCGACAUGUUUACAGUGACAUGUAUCUUUGCUGCAUGUCCACAUCAGGCCUCUCCUCUGACAAACUGGCUUUUGAUGUUGGUUUGCAGAAGGAAAAAAAGGGUGAGGUCUGUUGGUGGACGGUUCACCCUGCCUCUAAACAGAGGUCAGAGGGUGAGAAAGUCAGAGUGGGUGAUGACCUCAUCUUAGUUAGUAUUUCCUCUGAGAGAUACUUACAUGUGUCGUGGAGUAGUGGUGAAGGUAAUAACAAUGGCAUUGGCCGGGUGGAUGCUUCCUUCCAGCAAACAUUGUGGAGUGUGGCCCCUGUUUCUUCUGGGACUGUGGAGAUGCAGGGUCAUGUGCGAGGAGGGGACACUGUGCGUCUGCUACAUGGACACACAGAUGAAUGUUUGACCAUUCCUGCAGCGGAUCACAGACGGGAAGAGCGCAGAUCUGUCCAUUUCGAGGGAGGCUCAGUAUCUCUUCAGGCUCGAUCUUUAUGGAGGCUCGAAAUGUUACAUGUUGCGUGGAGCGGUAGCCACACUCACUGGGGUCAGCCGUUCCGUCUUCGGCACCUUACCACCGGAUCAUACCUGGGACUGACUCACGAUCAGGGACUACAGCUGGUGGAAAGAGAGAGAGCCGAUGUCAAAAGUACAGCAUUCUCCUUCCGUGCAUCAAAGAGCCAGGAGAUCUCACACUUUGUUAAGAGGAGAGAUGGCAUGGGCGUACCUGAGAUUAAAUAUGGAGAUUCUCUCGGUUUCAUUCAGCACAUUGACACUGGGCUAUGGCUCACAUAUCAGACCACUGACACUAAGAGACAGAUGGAAAGUGUGCCACAGAGACAGGCUGUUUUGCAAGCAGAAGGACACAUGGAUGAUGGAAUCACCCUUUCUCGCUCUCAACAGGAGGAGUCACGAGCUGCUUGUUUAAUUCGUAGCUCCGCCCUUCUCUUCUCACAAUUCAUUAGGGGACUAGAUGAUGUCAGUCAGAAGGAAAACAUUACUGAUUUGGUUCUUCCAAUUGAGAUGGUCCGUCUGACACUGCAGAAUUUGCUUGGUUAUUUUCAAUGUCCUGAAAUGGGGCUAGAUCACGAGGUCAGACAGGGAGAUAUUCGAGCACUUAAGAACAGACAAAAUCUCUUCCAAGAUGAGGGUAUAAUCCCUCUGGUGCUGGACUGCAUUGACCACCUGCAUGUGUACAAUAGUGCGACUCAUUUUGAAGAGGCUGUUGGGAAAGAGGCAGGAGAGUCAUGGGAAAAGAUUUUGAACUCUUUCUAUGAGCUGCUAGCUGCUCUUAUCAGGGGUAAUCGGAACAACUGUGCCCAGUUUUCUGGAUCCUUGAACUGGCUGGUCAGCAGACUGGAGAGGCUGGAGGCCUCCUCUGGAAUAUUGGAAGUGUUACAUUGUGUUUUAGUAGAAAGUCCUGAAGCUUUGAAUGUUAUUAAGGAAAGUCACAUAAAAUCCAUCAUCUCACUUCUGGACAAACAUGGAAGGAACCAUAAGAUCUUGGACGUGUUGUGCUCACUCUGUGUGUGUCAUGGCAUGGCUGUCCGCUCUAAUCAGAAUUUGAUUUGUGAUACACUGCUGCCAGAAAGAGACCUGUUGCUACAAUCAAGACUGGUUAACCAAGUUUUCAGUGCACGUCCAAACAUCUUCCUGUGUGCAAGAGAUGACUGUGCCCAAUACAGGAAGUGGUAUUAUGAGGUUGUAGUUGAGAAGGUGGAACCUUUUGUGACAGCAGAGCCUACUCACCUGCGAGUGGGUUGGGCCAGCACUGAAGGGUACCAUCCCUCCCCCACAGGGGGUCACGGCUGGGGGUCAAACGGUGUUGGAGACGACCUCUGCUCUUAUGGCUUUGAUGGACUCCAGCUCUGGACAGGAGGUGUUGGUCGGAGGGUUACCUCACCCAAUCAGCACUUGCUAAGGGAGGAUGAUGUCAUUAGUUGCUGUCUUGACCUUAGUGCAACCUGCAUCUCCUUUCGGGUCAAUGGACAGCCAGUUCAAGGCAUGCUGGAGAACUUCAAAGUGGAUGGGUUGCUGUUCCCAGUGGUCAGCUUCUCAACUGGAGUGCAGGUGCGUGUGCUGUUUGGAGGUCAACAGGGGGAGUUUAGGUUUCUUCCUCCUGCUGGUUUCUCUCCGUGCGCUGAAGCUCUCCUCCCCAAAACAUGCUGCAAGCUGGAACUGUGUCAGGAACUCACACAAAAUCACACUGAAAGCCAACGUGACCUCUUAGGGCCUGUAGUACCUAUUAGUCCAGUGACCUUUACCCCCAUUCCAGUGGAUUCCAGCCAGGUUGAAUAUCCUCCACAGCUGGAGCAGAUCAAGGAAAGAUUAGCGGAAAAUCUCCAUGAACUCUGGCUUAUUGACAAAAUAGAGCAGGGGUGGAACUAUGGACCAGUUAAAGAUGAGAGCAAAAAAGUACACUCGUGUCUAGUCGAGUUUUCCAGACUUCCAGAUCAGGAGCGAAUUCAUAACCUUCAGUCAUCUGAGGAGAUCCUCAGGUAUGAGCUAUGGAACGGAUAUAAACCAACCCCUGUGGAUCAGUCCUGUGUUGUGCUAACAGCUUCUCAGGAAGAGCUGGUGGAAAAACUGGCUGAGAAUGAACACAACAUCUGGGCCAGAGAGCGUAUCAGGCAGGGCUGGAGCUUUGGACCACAGCAGGAUGUUAAGUGUAAGAGAAGUACCCAACUAGUGCCAUUUUCCCUGUUGGAUGAAAAGUACAAACAGGCGGGUAGAGAUGCCACGAGGGACACUCUGGGUACCCUUCUUGGGUUUGGAUACACUGUAGAGCCGCUGGAGCAAGAACAUGCCUCAAGUAUCAAUAUUAAAUCUGUGACUGCAGAGAGAUUUCGGAUUUUCCGCCUGGAGCAGCCCUUUGCAGUGCAUUAUGGCAAAUGGUACUUUGAGUUUGAGGCUGUAACUGAUGGACAGAUGAGAGUGGGCUGGGCACGACCUGGAUGUAAACCUGACGUAGAUCUUGGGUCAGAUGAACAGGCCUUCGUGUUUGAUGGUUCUAAGGGGCAGUGGUGGCAUGGUGGGGAAGAGCAAUUGGGUGGCCGCUGGAAGAGGGGGGAUGUAAUUGGCUGUUUGUUGGACCUGACUACAUGCACUAUGAUGGUUACUCUGAAUGGAGAGCUACUGCUAAACAGUCGUGGCUCUGAACUGGCUGUAAAAGACUUUAAUAUGUCUGAUGGUUUCCUGCCUGUUUGUAGUAUAGGGAUAAACCAGGUGGGUCGUCUAAAUUUGGGUCGUCAGGUUGACUCACUGAGAUACUUUAGUGUUUGUGGCCUACAAGAGGGAUACCAGCCCUUCGGUCUGAACAUGACCAAAGAUCUACCUUUGUGGAUGAGUUGGAGAGAGCCCUUGUUCAUUCCUAUACCAGAUGACCAUUCUAACAUACAAGUGAUUCGUGUUGGAACAGUCGACAACACCCCAUGUCUGAAAGUAACACAGAGGUUUUUUGGGAAGAAGGAAAGGGGCACAAGCUCUGUUGGAUUUUACCGUCUGAGCAUGCCAGUCGAGUGUGCACAGGUUUUCUCCGGCCCUGGCGAGGUUACUGUGCCACACAGCAGCGGUGUGGUGUGCCAACUCAAAGACCCAGAGGAAGGAGAAGCAGAUUCUGACUUUGAGUUACUGAUGAAAGCUCACAGAUACGCAGGAUCCAGAGAUGAACUCAAUAAUCACAAGGACCACAGUCAGGAGAAGCCAUCCAGACUCAAACAGCGGUUUAUGUUGAAGAAGAAAACAGAGUUAAACACUAGUCACUCAUCAGCUCGUCUGUUGGAGGAAGUGCUGGCCAUCGAGAAAGAUGAAGACAACCGCCUCGUUCACUGUACUACGUAUUAUUACUCUGUGAGAAUCCCCUACAGUCAGGAGCCCUCUUACGUUUGGGUCGGAUGGGUAACUUCGAAGUUCAACCAUCAUGAUGUGACCUUUGACCUGGACAGCAUUUGCAGUGUCACAGUCACUCUUGGGGAUGAGUGGGGCAAAGUUCAUGAGAGUGUCAAGCGUAGCAGCUGUUACAUGGUGAGUGCAGCAGAGGGCAGUAGUCUGUCCCACAGUCGCAACAGCAGCGGGCUGGAGAUUGGCUGUCUGGCUGACACAGCAACAGGGCUCCUGACAUUCACUGCUAAUGGCAAGGAGCUUGCAACAUACUUCCAGGUGGAACCUGGCACCAAGCUCUUCCCUGCUGUAUUUGCUAAACCCACCAGUCCUGAUGUCUUCCAGUUUGAGCUGGGACGUAUCAAGAAUGUGAUGCCACUAUCAGCGGGAGUUUUUUGGAGCGAAAGAAGAAAUGCAAGACCUCAGUGCCCUCCCAGACUGUGUGUUCAACACUUAACGCCUAUGCGGUGGACCCGAGUACCUGACCACUCACAGCCUGUGGAAAUGACCCGUCUGGAGGAGAGAAAUGGCUGGAGAGCUCGCUGCACUCAGAUCCGACAGAUCAUGACCCUGUAUAUACCUGAGGAUAACAGGUGUGUGGACAUUCUGGAACUGUCCGAACUGCGUGAUCUCCUGAAGUUCCAUGACCACACCCUUCGCCUCUACUCAGCCCUUUCAGCUCAUGGAAACACACAUGUAAGCCACGCCCUCUGCAGCCAUGUGGACCAAUCACAACUCUUGUUCGCCUUGCAGUGCUCUAGAAUGCCAGGUCACCUGCGGAUAAGUUACUACAACCUCCUCAUCAACACCCACCUCGCUGCCCAUGCCAGUGCCAGGCAGGCAAUGAACCAUGAAUACAUUGUGCCCAUAACGGAUGCCACGCAGUCUAUUACGCUUUUCAGAAAUGACAGGAAAGUGCAAAGAUUCCCAGGAAGUGACUUCAGCACUUCCCUGCGUCCGAGAAUGCGCUUCACAUCACCUUGCUUCAUUAGAGCUUAUAAAAUAGAUGUGAUGGAAGGAGGUAACGAUGGGGCUUUGUGGAGUAAUUUGCGCCAAGACAGCCCAGAGUUCCCAUUGGAUGUAUUAAAGGCUGUUGUCAUUGCAAUGCUGAAGGAGGCAGUGACAGCAGUUGGGCAGGGUGUGAGGGAUCCUGCAGGGGGCAGCAUAGAGCUCCUGCUGGUUCCUUUGCUCGGUUUACUUCACACACUCCUGAUGAUGGGUGUGUAUCAGGGGACAGAUCUGGAGGCCGUGUUUAGUCUCAUCCUGCCAGUCAGAUACAUGAGAGGAACAUGUAAAACAGAGAAGAUGGAUGAACUUGAAGAGAGUGAUGGAGAAAGACAGGAAAUAGAGGGUAGAGAUUGGGAGAAUAAUGUCUCUCGGCAAAGUCUUCUUCAGAUGAAGCUUCCAGAAGCUGUCAAAUUACAGGUGUGCCACCUUCUGAAGUACUUGUGUGACUGCCAGGUGCGUCACAGAGUAGAAGCUGUGAUGUCAUUCUCAGGUGACUUUGUUGGUCACCUCCAAGACAACCAGCGCUUCCGGUACAAUGAAGUUAUGGAUGCGCUCAACAUGUCUGCUGCCCUCACUGCGCGCAAAACUAAAGAGUUCCGUUCCCCCCCUCAGGAACAGAUGAACAUGAUGUUGAGCUUCCGCGAGGAGUGUCAGGAUUGUCCGUGCCCAGAGGAGAUCCAAGAUUUGAUGUGGGAAUUCCAUCAGGAUCUAAUGACCCACUGUGGAAUUAAGAUAGACAGUGAUUCAGAGAAUGAGAAUGAGGAUGACGUGUCAAUCAGGAAUCACCUCCAAGGCCUAGUGGAUAAAAUAAUUCAUUUAAAGAGGAGAAUGUCUGGCCUGCCUGAGGAGAUUGUGAACAAACCUGUCUCUCUGCAGCAGCUGAUAUCAGAGACCAUGAUGCACUGGGCCCAAGAGGGGACGAUUGAAGACCCCGAUCUGGUGCGUGCUGUUUUCAGCCUGCUGCUACAACAGUAUGCUGGGCUGGAUGGCCAGAUGUCUGCUCCACUACAGAAGGCUUACUGUAUCAGCCAGGCAUCUGUGGAAGACGCUCUUAACCUACAGUGGGCUCUAGCAUGCAUUCGUUCAUUGCUCACGGCCAGGAUGGACAAAGAAGAAGAGGAACUUAUGAUUAGAGGACUGGGUGACAUCAUGAACAAUAAAGUUUUCUACCAGCAUCCUAAUCUGAUGAGAGCUCUGGGGAUGCAUGAGACCGUCAUGGAAGUUAUGGUGAACGUACUUGGUGCUAGAGAAUCCAAGGAAAUCAUGUUCCCUAAGAUGGUUGCACACUGCUGUCGUUUCCUGUGUUAUUUCUGUCGAAUCAGUCGCCAUAACCAGAAAGCCAUGUUUGAUCAUCUCAGCUACCUGCUGGACAACAGCAAUGUAGGACUUGCGUCUCCUUCAAUGAGAGGAUCGACUCCUCUGGAUGUGGCGGCCGCUUCUGUCAUGGACAACAACGAGCUGGCACUUGCUCUCACAGAGGCGGAUCUGGAGAAAGUUGUGCAGUAUUUGGGAGGUUGUGGUUUGUGUAGUUGUGCUCUGCUAGUCUCCAAAGGAUACCCUGAUAUUGGAUGGAAUCCUGUAGAGGGAGAACGUUACCUGGACUUCCUGCGCUUUGCAGUAUUUUGCAAUGGUGAGAGUGUUGAGGAGAACGCCUAUGUGGUGGUGAGGCUUCUGAUUCGCCGACCUGAGUGUUUUGGUCCCGCUCUUCGAGGGGAGGGGGGAAAUGGUCUUCUAGCAACCAUGGAGGAAGCCAUCAGAAUUUCCCACCAGCAGGAUGGAAUCAGUGCACACAGUUCCAACCGGACACUUAACACGCUUGAUGAUGAUGAAGAAGAUGAUGUCAUCCACAUGGGACACGCCAUAAUGACCUUCUACUCUGCUCUGAUUGAUCUGUUGGGUCGCUGCGCCCCUGAAACACAUCUCAUAGAAGCGGGGAAAGGUGAGGCCAUCCGAUUCAGGGCAAUCUUGAGGUCUCUCGUUCCCAGAGAGGAUCUGGAGGGCAUCAUAAAUAUUCCUUUUAGUUUACCAAUUAUAAACACAGAUGAUGUAGUGAUCGAGCCAGACAUGUCUCGGAUCUUUUGUCCGGAUCACAAAGCAGCCAUGGUGCUGUUUUUGGACCGAGUCUACGGAGUUCAGGACCAGCAGUUCUUGCUACAUUUACUGGAGUAUGGUUUCCUGCCGGACCUGCAAGCGGCUGUUAACAUGGAUAAUACGGGGUUAGGUGGAACAGACAUGGCCCUGGCCCUCAAUCGAUACAUAUGUGUGGCCAUGCUGCCACUGCUGAGUAAGUAUUCCUCUCUCCUGUGUGACUCUUCAUCUCUAUGGACCAGGCUGGUGGAUGGGCUUCUGGAGGGUGUCUACAGCCUCUCUAAAGCCUGCGGACUGACCAAGGCCCAGAGAGAUGCCAUACAGGACUGUCUGCUGGCAGUGUGUGGAAAACUGAAUCCCUCCAUGCUGCAAUUUCUGCUGCGUAAUCUUGUGUAUGACGUCCCUCAACUGUCAGAAAACUCCAAGAUGCCACUUAAGCUGUUGACCAAUCAUUAUGAGCAGAGCAGGAAGUACUACUGUCUGAAUGAUGGAUGGGGUGGCUUUGGCUCCGCCUCAGAGGAAGAACUUCGUCUGACCAGGAGGCUGUUUUGGGGUAUAUUCAGUGCUCUUGCCAAAAAAUGUUACGAUGCAGACCUGUUCAAACUGGCCCUCGGUUGUCUCAGUGCAGUUGCUGGGGCGAUUCCUCCCAACCACCUUGACCCGAGCUGCACCGGCGGACAAGAGAGACAUUUAGCGAUGGAUUCAGAGAGACGUUUUUUUCCUCGACCCCUGGACACCUCAAAUGUGACAAUCCCAGAGAGGCUCGAGUUUGUGGUGAACAAAUACGCUGAACAUACACAUGAGAAAUGGUCAAUGGACAAGUUUGGUAACGGUUGGGUUCAUGGAGAACAGCUUUCUGAGAGUGCUAAAGUUCAUCCACUCCUAAAACCUUACAGAGCUCUAUCUGAGAAGGAUAAAGAAGGUUAUCGAGGGGUCAUCAAAGAGACUGUGAAAUGCAUGCUGUUCUUGGGCUGGACUAUUGAGAGGACCAAUGAGGGGGAGUCACAAGGCUUUCACAACCCAGCUAGGAGGAUCUCGCAGUCUGGCAAGCUGUCUUUUGAAGGAGCCUCCACAUUCAGUCCAAAGCCUGUGGACACGAGCAGUGUGACUCUGACCUGGGAUCAGUAUGCUAUGGCAGAGCGGUUGGCUGAGAAUUAUCAUCACAUCUGGGCAGCCAGGAAACGGCAGGAACUGGAGAGUAAAGGAGGGGGCAGUCACCCUCUGCUUGUACCUUAUGAUGCUCUGAGUGUUAAAGACAAGAACCGAGUCAGAGACAAAGCUCAAGAUGUUCUCAAGUUCUUCCAAAUCAAUGGGUACUCAGUGAGGAGGAACAAAAAGGUGUCAGAUGCUGAUUCCCCAGCGAUUGCAAGCCGCUUCGCUUACGGCCUGCUCCAACAAGCCCUCUGUCUCACUGAGCAAGCCCAGGAGCAGCUACUAGAGCUGGAGGUUGCUCAAGCUCGAGGGCAGAUUAACAGGACUGAGAGAGUUCCUCAUGAACAACAAAUUAAUUUCUUCAUUAAGGUUGUAUUGCCACUGUUAGAUCUAUAUUUCAAAAAUCACUAUCUCUACUUCCUGUCCACUACAAUGUCUUCCCUUAGAGAUGGCUGCCAGUCCACAAAUAAGGAAAAGGAGAUGGUCACCAGUUUAUUCUGUAAACUCGGAGCUCUAGCCAGACGCAGAAUCUCUCUGUUUGGAAAUGAUGCCCUUGCUUUGGUGAGCUGCCUACAAAUUCUGGCACAGUCCCUGGAUGGAAGGAUGGUAAUGAAAGCCACUAGUGAAUCUGUCACAGUGCCGUUGUGGUUGUUCUUUGAAGCCGCGGCAGAGGAUAUUGAGCUAACAGUGGAAUCUGUGACCUGGGAUGAGUAUGGACUGAACCGAGGCCAGAGCAGGGGAGACGGUGAGGUCAUAACGUACACCACCACUGCCCUGAUCCCGGUGCUCACCGCUCUAUUCCAGCAUGAUUCCCAGAGGCAGCACGGAGGGGGACUGAUCGUGGAGGAAGUACACUCCUGUUGUUACAGGAUUCUCAGCAGUCUCUACAUUCUUGGCACCUGCAGUUGUACUAUUAUUGAGAGGCAGAGGUCAGUCUUUGGGGAGUGUCUGGCUGCAUUAUCUGCAGCCUUUCCUGUGUGUUUCUUGGAGCUGAGUGACCUUCAUUCCCUCUCCGACACCAUGAGUAAUGAAGAGAGUGAAGCCGACAGAGCCUAUAGGCUCCUCCCCAAUUUGCAGGAGGCUUUCUCAGAGAUCGAAGAGCUCGCAGGGGCGGGGUCCGCUGCCCGCCGUGCCCUUUUAACAAGGGUUACGGAGGUGACGCUUCCUCUGGUGUGUAGCUAUGUCUCUCGAUGGGGGGAGGCCGGUAACCAGGCAUCCCAGGAGGGCCACUGUUCCUCUGUCACACCCCAGCACGCUAAUGCCCUGCUGGGUCACAUCCUCUCCAUCAUCCACGCCCACCUAGGGACCGCAGACAGUGCUUGGAUGAAACGCCUCGCAGUGUUUGGCCAGCCUAUCAUCAGCAAGGCAGAACCACACCUCUUGAAGAGCCACUUUCUGCCUCUGAUGGACAAGUUAAGGAAGAGGGCGGAGUCUGUGCUGUUGGAGGAGGAGCAUUUGAAGACCGAGGGGCGUGGCGAUGUUUCGGAGCAGGAGUUAGACAUCCAGGAAAGGUUUACCGUGUUGGUCCAAGAUAUCUAUGCUUUUUACCCUUUACUCAUUCCAUUUAUAGACCUUCACAGAAUGAGUUGGCUUAGAGAGGUGGACACAGAUGCUGAAAAGCUUUUCUCCCUCGUAGCUGAAGUCUUCAUUUUUUGGGCUAAAUCUCAUAAUUUCAAAUGGGAAGAACAGAAUUUUGUUGUUCAAAAUGAAAUCAACAAUAUGACAUUCCUGGUGAACAGCAGCAAAAGCAGGAUGGAUAAGGGAGGGGUGUGCAACCAGGAGAGGAGCAAGGUGAAGAGGAAGGGUGAUCAUUACUCCACACAUACCUCUCUCAUUGUGGCCGCCCCAAAAAAACUCCUCUCGGUUGCCUUGAAUGGGUGUUGCCAUGGCGUUCAGGACCUAGUCACCCAUGCCAAAAGCUGUUUCUCUCAGAGAGACACAGAGGAUGAAGUCAGGGCAUUCAUUCGAAGCAACCUGCAACAGGAUCUGUGUGAAAACUUAGCGGAUCCCCUCAGUGUUGAGAGGAUCUUAAGGAUCGCUUGUGUUCUUUUCCACCUGGAUCAGGUGGAGCGCCCUCAGAAGAAAAAGAGGGCAGUGUGGCAUAAGAUGUUGUCUAAGCAGAGGAAACGGGCUGUAGUUGCUUGUUUGAGAAUGGCUCCUUUGUACAAUCUCCCCAGGCACAGAGCAGUGAACCUUUUCCUUCAGGGUUAUGAGAGAGUCUGGCUGAAGGCAGAACAUGAUUCACCUGAGGACAGACUAAUUGAGGAUUUGGCUAAAGCAGCUUAUGUAGAGAUCCUAAAGGAGGGAGCAGAGCAGAGAAACAUCAUUGAUCCACUCCAUCAGCUUAUCAAUCUCUUCAGUCAAAGUGCCUUGACAGAGAGGAGUAAACUUGAGGAUGACGACCUGUACAUGUGCUAUGCUGACAUCAUGUCCAAGAGUUGCCAAAUUGAGGAAGACCAGGAUGAAGAUGGCCUGAAAUCAUUUGAGGAAAAAGAGAUGGAAAAGCAGAGGCUGCUGUAUCAGCAGGCCCGACUUCAUGAACGCGGAGCUGCUGAGAUGGUCUUACAGAACCUCAGCGCCAGCAGAGGUGAUAUGGGGCCUAUGGUAGCUGCCACAUUAAAGCUGGGCAUUGCAAUCCUGAAUGGAGGAAACACGUCUGUCCAGCAGAAAAUGCUGGAUUACCUGCGACAGAAGAGAGAUGUUGGCUUCUUUCACAGUCUGGCCGGCCUAAUGCAGUCUUGCAGCGUGCUGGAUUUGAACGCAUUUGAGAGGCAGAUCAAAGCGGAGGGUUUAGGAGUGGGUGCUGAGGACAAUUCAGGCGAUAGAGUAAUGGCAGAUGAGCAGCUGACCUGUGAUCUUUUCAGAUUCCUGCAGCUUCUUUGUGAAGGCCAUAAUACUGAUUUCCAGAAUUACCUGAGGACUCAAACUGGAAACAAUACAACGGUCAACAUCAUCAUCUCCACUGUGGAUUAUCUGCUUAGGGUCCAGGAGUCCAUCAGCGAUUUCUACUGGUAUUAUUCAGGGAAGGAUGUGAUUGAUGAGCGUGGUCAGCACAACUUCUCCAAAGCCAUCAGCGUGGCCAAGCAGGUGUUCAACACGCUCACUGAAUACAUUCAGGGUCCGUGUACAGGUAAUCAGCAGAGUUUGGCCCACAGUCGUCUGUGGGAUGCUGUUGUUGGCUUCCUCCAUGUGUUCGCCCAUAUGCAGAUGAAGCUUUCUCAGGAUUCCAGCCAAAUAGAGCUGCUGAAGGCUUUGAUGGACUUACAAAAAGACAUGGUGGUAAUGCUGCUUUCCAUGCUUGAAGGAAACGUGGUGAAUGGGACCAUUGGCAAACAGAUGGUAGACAUGUUGGUAGAAUCGUCCAGCAAUGUGGAGAUGAUCCUCAAAUUCUUUGAUAUGUUCCUCAAACUCAAAGAUCUUACAUCAUCUGAAGCCUUUCGCGAAUACGACCCAGAUGGCAGAGGACUCAUUUCCAAGAAGGACUUCCACAGAGCCAUGGAAGGGUUCAAACGUUACUCUAAAUCGGAGACCGAAUUUCUGUUAUCCUGUGCAGAAACGGCGAAAAGUGAUUUGCUGGAUUACCCGGACUUUGUGACACGUUUUCACGAACCAGCCAAGGAGAUCGGCUUCAACAUGGCGGUUCUUCUGACCAAUCUGUCCGAGCACAUGCCCAAUGAUGCCCGCUUGCAGAAUUUUCUGGAGUUGGCAGACAGCGUUCUUAAGUAUUUCCAUCCUCACCUGGGAAGGAUCGAAAUCCUGGGCAGUGGGAAGCGUAUCGAAAGAGUCUACUUUGAGAUUAGUGAGUCCAGCCGCACUCAGUGGGAAAAACCACAGGUUAAGGAGAGCAAAGGGCAGUUCAUCUUCGAUGUUGUGAAUAAGGGAGGAGAAAAGGAAAAGAUGGAGCUGUUUGUCAACUUUUGUGAAGACACCAUCUUUGAAAUGCAGCUUGCUGCACAAAUAUCUGGUUCAGAGAGUGGAGAGGAACUGAAAGCAAAGGAUGACAAUGAGGAGAAAGACAAGGUAGAGACGAAUGAAAACCUUGUGGAAGACUCAAGAUGUUUCUCCAUAAGGAACAUCAGAAAACACAUAAAGAGGAUAACCAUUAGGAAUAUUAUCUCAGCGAUCUUCUCUUUCUUUCAAAACAUUCUGCUGUUUAUCACUCAUGCCUUUUUAGGUCUGGCUUGGUUCUGCCUUUAUCUGCUUUACCACAUCUUCUUGAGCGGAUGGAUUAUUGAUGUGGCUAAAGAGAUGAACCUGGCCGACCUUUUAGGUGACCUUCGGGAUCCUACUAUGGUUGAGGCCAUUGGGGCCAGAGAAGGAGCGGUCAGAGAGAAUAACGUGUGCCAUACACGUGCGUUUUCGUCUCGUGGUAAUCUUAGAGGCAUGAGUCUAGAUCUGUCUGCAGUGUCCAGGGACCCCCAGCUCCUCACAGAUAUUUUCGGCUUGUGUCUGAAGAAGGAGGGAGGAAAUUACACAUUGUCGAGUGGAGACCAACAUUCCAGUCUUGAUGAAUUUCUAAACACCUCCAAAUGUCAGGUUGAAAUCUGUGAGGAUUUUCAUGAAGUGCAAGAGGAGGAGGACUCAGAGACUGAGAAAGCUUUUGAUGAGGAUAAAAAUAAAGGCGAAAAGAAGUCUAAAAGAAGAAUUAGAAAGCUCAGCUCUUCAAAACCAGACAAAAGUGAAAUCCAGGUAUCAGCUGUUUGGAUUAUGAUCUGCUCUCAGAAGACCAAACUGCUGAACUGUUUUGCAAGAAAUUUCUAUAACAUGAGAUUGUUGGCUCUGUUCCUCACUUUUGCCAUCAAUUUUAUUCUUCUGUUCUACAAGGUUUCAUCGACCAUUGGGGAUGAUGAAAAUAUAGAGAUCGCUCUUUGUGACGACAGACCCAAGGGGUCACAGAAAUUUUAUUUAGAACUAGAAGAGAACAGUGGCUACAUGAAAAUGAUUCUUCGCAUCCUGGCUGUCUUGCACACACUCAUCUCAGUCUGCUGUAUCAUCGGCUACUACUGUCUGAAGGUUCCUUUAGUAAUUUUUAAGCGAGAGAAGGAGCUGGCUCGUAAACUGGAGUUUGACGGACUCUACAUCACUGAGCAACCUUCUGAAGAUGACAUUAAAGGCCAGUGGGACAGAAUGGUCAUCAAUACACCAUCAUACCCAAGCAAUUAUUGGGAUAAAUUUGUGAAAAGGAAGGUGAUGGCGAAAUAUGGAGAGCUGUAUGGAUCAGCACGCGUCAGUGAGCUUCUAGGUUUGGAUAAAGCUGCUCUGGACUUCAGCUCAGAGGCUCAUGAGAGGAAGAGACCCAUACAAAAGCGUCCCAUCACUGCCCUUUUCAGAUUAAACACCGUUGAUUUGAAAUACCAGAUUUGGAAGCUGGGAGUGGUUUUCACUGACAAUUCCUUCCUUUACCUGGCCUGGUAUAUGUUUGUGUCAGUUCUGGGUCAUUAUAACAAUUUUUUCUUCGCUGCGCACCUGCUAGACAUCGCCAUGGGCUUCAAAACACUGCGCACCAUACUAUCAUCUGUUACACAUAAUGGCAAACAGCUGGUUUUGACAGUGGGACUGUUGGCCGUGGUCGUGUAUCUCUACACCGUGGUUGCCUUUAACUUCUUCCGCAAGUUUUACAACAAGAGCGAGGACGGUGAACCAGUGGACAUGAAAUGUGAUGAUAUGCUCACAUGUUACAUGUUCCACAUGUACGUUGGCGUGCGAGCCGGAGGAGGGAUUGGAGAUGAAAUCGAAGACCCGGCCGGUGACGAGUUUGAGUUCUAUCGUGUAAUCUUCGACAUCACCUUCUUCUUCUUCGUCAUCGUCAUCCUCCUUGCCAUCAUUCAGGGUCUUAUCAUUGAUGCAUUUGGCGAGUUGAGAGACCAGCAGGAGCAGGUUAAAGAGGACAUGGAGACCAAGUGUUUUAUCUGUGGCAUUGGGAGCGAGUACUUUGACACGAUGCCCCAUGGCUUCGAGUCGCACACGCUGCAAGAACACAACCUGGCCAACUAUCUGUUCUUUCUGAUGUACCUCAUAAAUAAGGAUGUUACAGAACAUACUGGACAGGAAUCAUACGUGUGGAAGAUGUUCCAGGAACGCUGCUGGGAGUUCUUUCCUGUUGGAGACUGUUUCCGGAAACAGUAUGAGGUUCAACUCGGCUGAAGAAUUCCGGUUCAAUUUCUAUAGUUCAGUUGGUGAAUACACUUUUGAAGUACUGUAUGUCUGGGAAGUUCUUCUGAUAAUAAGAAACUUGUAUACAUUUACUCUUCUGUUUUGCAUGCUUGUUUGAUUCUCACUAUAUAUUCUUUACUACAUAUUUAUUUUUUCAGUUCACAUUUAUUUGUAUAGCGGUUAUCACAAUACAAAUCGUUUCAAAGCAGCUUUGCA
Molecule: messenger RNA, 14814 nt
Organism: Rhinichthys klamathensis goyatoka
Lineage: Eukaryota; Metazoa; Chordata; Actinopteri; Cypriniformes; Leuciscidae
Gene: ryr2b
Product: ryanodine receptor 2b (cardiac)
Exons: 102
Coding region: 1-14589 (4862 amino acids)
Biological process (GO): calcium ion transmembrane transport; intracellular calcium ion homeostasis
Cellular component (GO): smooth endoplasmic reticulum; sarcoplasmic reticulum membrane; Z disc
Molecular function (GO): ryanodine-sensitive calcium-release channel activity; protein binding; calcium ion binding
Source: RefSeq, a predicted model, not a curated record